Molecule: messenger RNA, 2004 nt
Organism: Babjeviella inositovora NRRL Y-12698
Lineage: Eukaryota; Fungi; Ascomycota; Pichiomycetes; Serinales
Exons: 1
Coding region: 36-1796 (586 amino acids)
Source: RefSeq, a predicted model, not a curated record
AGAAUAUUACUCUAUUUACAACGCUUCAUCUAAUUAUGAGAAAACUGGUCCCAGAAACCGCGCAUCCGGCGGUACACCUCACAUCCAUUGUCAGCAAGGACUUGCGCGAACAGCUACUCAAGGUCCCGAGCCUGUUAGCCACUGAGGACCCCGUUUAUCGCAGCACGCUCGCAGCGUUACGUUCAAACUGGAAGUUUGCGUAUGUGGUGCAAUGGUUGUACAACUUCCGCAGCAACGUGCGAUUGGCGGCCGAGCUGUUUGACGUGGAUAACUUCGAAGAAGAGCUUGUGGGGAUCGCGUACCCUGCACCGUUUAUCGGUAAAUUGAAGACAAAUUUGAUCCAUGUGAUCAAGGGCGGCGCAUCGCGUGCGGGAAUAGAUCUGUUUGAAACCCACGUGAGACGCCUUUUUGGAUACGAUACGCCGUUGCGGGGUGUCGAUCCAUCACUCGAAGAUGAUGACGAAUACACAGAAGAUACCACCUUUGAAACGUUGAAUGUGCUUGAAAAAGUGGAGAUUUUGUACUUGUUGAUUGAGUUCGUCACUGCUCUACCUGCCUUCAGAGCGCAGAUGGACAAGGUUGCGCCGGGCAGCCACCAGCAGAUCGAAUACCGCCAACAGGCGAUCUACACAAGUCCUGGAAACGCGAAUGAACAGUACUAUUUACUCGACGAUAGCCGGUUGUACGUGCAAAGAGUGAACUACCCUGCGAUGAACGUGCCCAAAAAGCGCAAACACACCACAAUGGCGCCGGAGGAGUAUGAUAUAGAGCCGGAAGUGCAAUGGCAGUGCCUUACGGUGGGGAUCUACGAGUUCCACGAUUACAUCAAAAAGAACACCGGUACGAAAAACCGCAAGUUACAGACCGCAUUAACGCAAUGCAUUCCACAGAUCGCGGAACAGGAUCUCAAGCGGCGCCGGCAGAUCUUGGCGCGCCGCAAAACGGUGCAGAUGGCGAGUUUGUUGAUGCACCGCAAAAGGUCAUCGCGCUUAGAGGAGAAAGAGAAGCGUCGGGAAGAGCAUGCCGCGGUUGAGGCGGAGCUACAGGCGCAACGCGAGCGUGCUGCGGCACAGGAACGUCUUGCAAAGCGCCAAAUGUUGCGUAACGGCAACUUUUUGUCGCUGAGAUCGCAGCCCGAGCCGGGAAUGACACGUGCAGAGCGUGCUCUUCAGAGAAGGAUCCUCGAAGACACCUCAAACACGACUGUGUCUGGAUAUGCCACCCCGGAUGAAGUUGCCACCCCGGAUGAAGCUGCGUCUCCGGGCGUAACUGCAACACCGGAUGUACUUGCAACCCCUGACGCCUCGGAAAAUGGGCCCCAAUCCAGCUCAAACAUUCUGUCUGAUGAAUGGGAGUUCGACUGUGUCACAUGCGGUGCCCAUGGGACGAAUUACGACGACUCCCGUGAGAUGACCAAGUGUGAGGAGUGCGGCAAGUGGCAGCAUGUGCACUGCCAGCCGACAGAGGUACAACUACUCAUUAAGACUGUGGACGACUACCGGUUUGUGGGGGUGGAAUGUAAGGCAGGAGCUGAUGCUGUGAAAAAGGGCAUGGAGAUCAAUGAUGAGAAUGUUAGGGAGGAGGAGAUUAAGAAAGAGGAGAUUAACGAGGAUGUUCAGGUGGAAAACGAUCUAGAUUCUGAAAUUCCUGUGAUACCUGCUACUAUUGCUGAAUCCGAAACGAUACCUUCCCAUACUCUUUCUAUCUCAUCCAUGUUGACCUCGGAGUUGCCGGUGCCGGAAUCUGAAUCUGUUCCCCGUGAUUCCAUGGCGUCCUUGUUGAACCCGACCAGUUAGUCGUACAUAAGAAUAAAAAUAGAUAAGAUGUUGCUGUAAGAAGAGGGGGUUGUAAUGAUCUUUAAAACCGCCGCUAUUCUCUGUUACACUGACUACUCCAAUUCCUCGAUAGAGGCGGAAUUUCGGCUAAUUUUCACGCAUCUCUUUUAAGCAGUAGCUUACUAGGUAUAUUUCAUCUUGACCAUGGGUUUCUACUUCAGUAUUUGGG